Molecule: messenger RNA, 5406 nt
Organism: Conger conger (European conger)
Lineage: Eukaryota; Metazoa; Chordata; Actinopteri; Anguilliformes; Congridae
Product: ras-related protein Rab-40C-like
Exons: 6
Coding region: 1672-2523 (283 amino acids)
Biological process (GO): intracellular signal transduction; protein localization to plasma membrane
Cellular component (GO): plasma membrane; endosome; synaptic vesicle
Molecular function (GO): GTPase activity; GTP binding
Source: RefSeq, a predicted model, not a curated record
GGGCAGUGACAGCACAGAAGCAAGGUGGCCUGUUUACUGCCUGAAUACGAUAAUUAGUCUGAACAUGAAGAGGCAAGAAAUGUGAGAUAAUAUUGUUUCCAGUCGUGUUAAAAUGUAAUGUGAAUGUACUGCGUAUGGUACUUGUGGAAAAGCGUUCCUGUGGCAUUUUCGUAAAAGCAAUCGCUGUGGAGUGUAAGCUUUGUUGCUGAGCUAGUUAGCUAGGGCCUGGAUCCAAACCUCGGAAUGGAAGUAGAAAUACAUGCCGUGUUUCUGUCGCUUUGAAGCGGAAACCACGGUCGCGCACACGAUUAUGUCCAUUCAGUACUAGUUAGCUGAUGAAUGGAGUACGAAUUUGAAUCUGGAAACGGUAACGUUAAUUUAUUCUAAGCAAGUGGUUGCUAUUCUCUUGUGACGUUUUUCUUGAUUUUAGCGAUCUCUUUCUAUCUAGCGAAACAUCCAACCCACUAGCUAACAUUAGCUGGCUAGGCUAGGUUUGUCGUGGUAAAUUGCCUACACAUCCUGGCUAACCUAUCUGACAGAUUCCUCCGUAUAUCGAAAAUACAGGGUAGUUGCCGUUUUGCCGCCAGCCUAGCUCAAGUUUAGACUUCGUAAAAUAAUCUGCAGGAACCCACCUAGCUACCAAGUAACGACGAAGGUGUGCUGCUAUUUGUUGCCUUCAUUGUCGGGGAACAAGACGCACCAGCUAGGCUAGCUAGCCUGGCAGCUAACAUUAUUUGGGCAAAAACUCACGCAAUGCCCGAAAAACCUUUUUUACUUAAAUCAAAUUUUUGGCUAACGUGCUGUUUUGUGGCUAAAAUGGAGAUGGCUUUUUCAUUAAAAUGUCAACGGUAGCUAGUUUCUUUAAUACCGUUAAGGUUUGACAUUAGCUAGUUAAAUAAUAGAACCAUGUUAUUGUUUACGAUUAUUAUUAUGUAGCUAUUGUAAAGUUAACUUUUGGGGACAUUUCGUUUAAGAUAAUUUCCUUUGCUACUUGACCUCACCAAUAAGAACAAUAGUAUUUGACCUAACCAGAGCUCAUCAUACCAUAAACAAAGAUGUGAUUUUCUUCUCAAGGCAAAGCACGAGAGGCUGAUCCGGGUGAAUUGCGUUUUCCAUUUCGUACCUCUUUUUUUUUUUUUCAACGACACCUUUUUGUGGAAAGUACUGGAUGUACAAGUUAGCAGGGGAUUUUGUUGGCACAUGUUAAAAAACAUUUUGUAAAUCAACUGUCUAGUUUGCUCUCAAUUGUAUCUGUUGGACAGAUGUACACCCUGUCAGAAGAUAGACCGUUUUUUAACACGGAUAGACUUAACUUCGAUGAUAUGCAGGCAGAAGAGCUAACGUUAUACACGUAGCUAAUUCCCGGCGGUCUCAGUUUGCGUUUUAACAACUAUUUCAGUUUUUAUUUGUAGCGCAUGAAUUCGAAAAUAUAAAAACUGAAUGUGGCUCGUAUGUCAGACACGAGCAACGAUUUUGCAUACUUUUCGAAUAUUAGUUUUCGAGGGCGUUUCUUGAGAGGACACAGUCUUGGCCACUACCUAACUGUAGAAUACUGACUGGGCCGACACAUUUCAAGCGGAGGUGCAACGGAUCUGGAAAGGAACAGAACGGAGAACUGCUCUCGGGAGAGAAGUUCACGGGCGAUCCAGUUCUCAUCUCACCUUGGUUCAGAUGCGAGGAAAAAUGGGCACCCCGGGCAGCCCUGUCAAGAGUUAUGACUAUCUCCUCAAGUUCCUGCUUGUGGGAGACAGUGACGUUGGGAAGGGGGAGAUCCUGGACAGUCUACAGGAUGGGUCAGCGGAGUCUCCAUACGCAUACAGCAGCGGGAUCGACUACAAAACCACCACGAUCCUCCUGGAUGGGAGAAGAGUCAAGCUGGAGCUAUGGGACACCUCAGGACAGGGCCGGUUCUGCACCAUCUUCAGGUCCUACUCCAGAGGGGCACAGGGAAUCCUGCUGGUGUAUGACAUCACCAACCGCUGGUCUUUCGAUGGAAUUGAUCGCUGGAUCCGGGAGAUUGAUGAGCAUGCACCAGGUGUGCCACGCAUCCUGGUUGGAAACCGGCUACACCUGGCGUUCAAGCGGCAGGUUCCCACGGAGCAGGCGCGGGCGUACGCCGAGAAGAACGGCAUGACGUUCUUCGAAGUGAGCCCCCUGUGCAACUUCAACGUGAUCGAGUCCUUCACCGAGCUGUCCCGCAUUGUGCUCAUGAGACACGGCAUGGAGAAGUUCUGGAAACCCAACAGAGUGUUCAGCCUCCAGGACCUGUGCUGUCGGGCCAUCGUCUCCUGCACACCGGUCCACCUGAUCGACAAGCUCCCCCUGCCCGUGGCCAUCAAGAGCCACCUCAAGUCCUUCUCCAUGGCCAACGGCAUGAACGCCGUGAUGAUGCACGGCCGCUCGUACUCGCUGGCCAGCGCCGCGGGGGGCAGCAAGGGCAACAGCCUGAAGCGCUCCAAGUCCAUCCGGCCGCCCCAGAGCCCCCCCCAGAACUGCGCCAGGAACAACUGCAAAAUCUCUUAGCCCCGCGCCCCCCCUGCGCCUCCUCUCAGGGCUAACCCGUCCGGACCGCGCGCCGGCCCGAGACCAGAAGGUCCCGCACCUUCCCGCUACAGAGAUUACGCUCUCCUGGGAGAGCCGACAGAGCUCCGCCCACCGAGGUGCGCGCUGGAGCUGACGGGACAGAGAGCAGCCAAUCGGGCCCCAGCCUGGCCUCUGAGGUCACCCGCCCGCCCACCUCUUCUCCAAUCCGCUCCUUCAGCAUGCUGGAGUCAUUCAACACUAUAGUCAGGGCCGGGACUAUUUUACCUGCAUCGUCUUUUAAUAUAUAUUGCAUAUGUACUUGAUAUUUAACAGACAAAAUUUGCGAAUGAUUUUGUGUCAUUUAGUUUCGUAUUUCUCCUUUUUUUUUUUUGCACUGAAGUUCCUCUUUUGCUCGGUCUUGGUUUGAAGAAUCCUCAAAUGAGCAACAGAAAGUUUACAUUUUCCCUCCCUACUUCUUGUUUGCCCACAAUUUAGAUUCUGCACUCUCUUAACCCCCUGGCAUGUAUCCUCUGUGGUUUCCUAUACGGUUACCCAUUUUCCGCAUGACUGAAGCCAAUAUCUUCAGUUUUCAGUGUUUCUUAUGACACCCUCCUGUUCCUGUUUAUGCUUCACUUGAAGGACAUGCAUAGUGUGGUCUGAGAUGGUGUGCUGAUUUAGUGCAAGCAAGAUUCACCAUAAAAUGACAGUGUCAGUUCUCCUGAAGGCCUCCUUUUGGAGUGUCUGCUUGGCAGUCUGAAGCUCUGCAAUGUACUUUUAUUUUGUUGCGAAUUUCUCAGUGCUGCAGGAUCAAAACUUAUCUGAACUGUUUUUUCAGUGCAUCUCUGUUAGCACAUCAUUUAGAUGCAUUCUCUUUGGUUGUAGCUGUACCUUAUUUUCUUGUUGCAAACUGCACUGGAUUGUUUGGGAAUGUGACCCUGUGUCCUCUGAUCCUCUGAUUGGGGAUCCAGACUGCGCUUCACAGUGUGUAAAUGUCAAGGCAGGGGGUGAUGUUUUGGGAGGGAAUCCAGUGCUGCCUUUGGGUAUUUGUACUUUGACGGUUCCAUCUGAAGUUUCCUCUUCACAUGCCUUAACACGUCCAGGCACGUCUGAUCAAAUGAAACCACUUUUGUUACCAACAGGUCGUUUGUUCCCUGCGGUGACAGCAUAUCUCAAGUCAUUUCAUGAACCCACCGGUGAUCUUAUGCUCGUCUUCUGAUGCAUUUUCCCUUUUCCACAGCGCCCCCUUGUGCCAAACCCUCAGAUUACAAAAUAACUCACUUGAAAAAGAGUGCAAUCCCCAUUCAUAUCCACAUUCAGUAGUUCUGAUGAGUUUGUACGGUCAUCUGGAAAUUGUAAAUUGUCACAUUUUUAAUUCUAAUUUUGGAUUUUUGGACUUUUUGUUUACAGCAUGUCAAAGUUUUUUACUCGGUAGAAAUGAUUUUGAGCAGAAAUCAGUAUUAUUGCAUGUCCUCCAAAUUUGUUUUCCUCCUUCAAACAUUGUUAAAUGCCCAUGGAACAAACUAAGGUUUAAAUGAGGGCAGUAUUUAAAAGUUUUGCCAAAUGUGAAUUGUAGAUAUUGAAGAGUGGCUCGCACUAUAAAGCACAUGGUAAAUAUGACUAGAUUAACGGACGUGUUUGCUUUGCACACAUCGCAAUAUGGUGUCCGGUUACGUCAGCCCGUGAGUAACCUGAAGCAUUUCUUCUUGUUAUGCACAGCACCUUCUCACCCACAGUAGGAUCCCGUGUUUGUUUUGUGUGGCAUCAGUGUAUCUUUGGGCUGGAUUGCAGGGUUAUUGCAGCUGAACCAGGCCUGCUUACUUUUUAAUUCAUUCAUUCAUUCAUAAUUCAUCUAUUCAUAAUUAGUGCUUUUAAGAGCGCGACUAUAGUUUAUAUAAAAUCUUUAGUUAUUGCUUUCCUCUUCCCCAAUUAACAAAGAAGACUCAGGGACCAGUACAGCUUCUUCUGACAGAGCCAGCCAAUGAAGUUGAGUGACUGAGAGUUGGACUGUUUAACGAGGACGUUGCAUUAUUAUUUUUACGCUUUCACAUAAAGGCAUACAAGCUGCUCCUGCUGUUUUAUUUGUGUUUUUUUAAUUCUUUUUUUUAUAAAGGUCGCGUAUUUUGAAAAGUGGCAUAGGAAGGAAAGGGCGGCCUGCGUGUAGUCCUCUCCCGUUCAUAGCAGGAGAGCAACUUUAACGCGCCGUCUUUUUGUUCUGUGUCUGACCUCUACAACACAUCAACUAUGACCUUCCACUGCACCUGUAUUCCAAGCUGUUCGGAGGCCUUAUAGGACUAUUCCAUAUGGAUUGGAAACCUGUUGGUCUUUGUCCUGAAGGCUACCCCCCCCCCCCCCCCCCCAGUAUAACACACUCACUGAUAUGGUAAACAAGGACUCAGAUGAGAAAGGUUGUGUCAACAGUUUCUUUUGUAUAGUUAGUCCUGGCGUUUUUUAUUUUAAUAACAAACGUUGGUCCGUGAAUGCAGAUGGAGGUUCUCUGAUAGUGUGUCCAGAUAAAUUGUAAUUAUUUUAAAGGGAAUGUUUGGCAGGAUCAGUUUAACGAGUGCUUAAAAUUCCAAUUGUAUAGUAACAUUCCUACGGAUGUUUGAAUGGGAACCUGCAACUGUUUGCUCAAAACUGCUGAAAAUGUAUUUCUUUUUUUUCUCUUCUAUGGGUAGGGUAAAGGGAAAUGUAAUAUUUUGCUUAUUAUUCACUUGUAAACACUAUUUUCUUGUGGUUUAAGCUGCUGGGUAACUUUAAGAAUACUUAAGUAUUCAAAAAAGAAAAAAAAACCUUGUUUUUUUAAAUUAUUUUUUGACUGUACAGUUGCUUGUUGAUGAAAAGCAAAACAUUUCCCAAAAUAAAGUUGUUGACAAUAUGAUUCAA